This is a messenger RNA of Tricharina praecox, 1651 nucleotides long. RefSeq lists its product as uncharacterized. The transcript has 3 exons. Gene Ontology annotation, biological process: transcription initiation at RNA polymerase II promoter; transcription open complex formation at RNA polymerase II promoter. The coding region runs from base 164 to 1441 and encodes 425 amino acids. Gene Ontology annotation, cellular component: transcription factor TFIIE complex. NCBI's taxonomy places the organism in Eukaryota, Fungi, Ascomycota, Pezizomycetes, Pezizales, Pyronemataceae. The record is from RefSeq and is a predicted model, not a curated record.
CGCGUGUCUCAACUCUACACGUCCCCUCCACCUCAAACAUCGACUUCCAGCUCUCCACGUUCACGUCCAACUCAAAACACCUACCAGAGCGCUCCUCCCCCAUCUCCCCCAUUUACAAUCCUCCUCCACCCUCCACCCUGCACCCCCCACGCCGACACCAACGAUGUCCCUCGACAUAGCGAAAUCCCUCGUCAAGACCGUCGCCCGGGCGUUCUACGACACGCGCCACAUCCUCGUUCUCGAUGCGCUAAUGGUCCACAACGCGCUGCGCGACGACGAGCUGGCGAAGCUUCUCGGCCUCGUGACCAAAGACGUCCACAAGCUGUGCGGAAAGCUUAAGGAGGACCGUAUGCUAGCCGUUCACUCGCGCCCCGAACAGAAAGAUGGGCAGCAGCGACCGGUCAACCGAACGUACUACUACAUCGAGUUCCGCAGCACGAUCGACGGGAUCAAGUACCGGGUGUACAAGCUCGCCGAACUAGUACGUCGCAGCGUCAACAACGGGGCAGAGACGAAAGGGUACGUAUGUCCGCACUGCAGCAAGCGGUUCGCGCUUUUAGACGCAGUCACGCUGGAAUUCGACGAGGCGGGGCUAUUCCUGUGCGACCGAUGCAGCAACGCGCUCGUCGACGACGAGGAGUCGACGGAAACUAAGCUGGGCCACGAGAAGAUCCAGCGUAUGAAUAGACAGAUCGAGAAGAUCGAGCGCUUCCUCCGCGAAGUCGACACUGUGCAGAUCCCACUGAACGACUUUGACAACGCCAUUGCCAACUCCGUCCCCGUACCCCGCGAUAAGAACUCGCUGUCAAGUGCCCAGUUCGUCCCCGUUAAUGGUGGCAAGGGCGGCGCUGGACGGCCCGCACAGCAGCAGGCUAUUGAGAUCUCGAUCACUAGCUCCAGCGAGAAGACCGCCGAUGAACUGCGCGCGGAGCAGCUCAGGAAACAGCAGCAGGCGGAGAAGAACGCGCUGCCGGUGUGGCACACGCAGAGCACUGUUAUUCCCGGCCAGAUCACGAACGCGGGGAUCAAGGAGGCCGGGGAGCGGGCGGCGCGGGAGCGCGACGGCAUUGGCCUUGCGCGCAAGGAGGCGGAGGCGGAGGAGAAGCGGGACGUGCAAGAGGAAGGUAGUGGCGGCGAUGCAAUCGCACAAUACUACGCCGCCCUGGCCGCCCAGAAGGCGCAGGAGGAGGCCGACGAGCUGGAAGACGACGACAGCGACGACGGCGACGAGGACGAGGACGAGGAGUUUGAGGACCUGGAUAUUGUCAGCGCUCCCGCCACCAAUGCCGCCACGGCCACUGGCACCCCCGCCAAUAAUGGUGAGAGCGAGGAGGAUGAGCAGCCCCUCGGAAAGAGGGUCAAGACUGAGGAGCCGGAGAAGAAGGUGGAGGUGGUGAAAGAGGAGGAUAGUGACGAGGAGGUCGAUUUCGAGGACGUAUAGCGGGGGGCGGGGGUGAUGAGCUUCAAUUUGAAUCUUUUUUUAACUAAUUGUAUUUCUUUUUAACGGAUGUGGGAGGGUAUGAUAAUCUUGACGGGGUGGGCAUUACAGGCGUUGGAUUUUGUUUGCUUUUAUUGGGAUGAUCGGUGGGAUUGAGGGGGGUGUAUGAGUACGAUAUAUGAUACUUAUUAGACGGUCGAAGAUGAUCAUUCG